This is a messenger RNA of Coprinopsis cinerea okayama7#130, 5367 nucleotides long. RefSeq lists its product as hypothetical. Gene Ontology annotation, molecular function: small GTPase binding; GTPase activator activity. Gene Ontology annotation, biological process: small GTPase-mediated signal transduction. The record is from RefSeq and is a predicted model, not a curated record. The transcript has 5 exons. NCBI's taxonomy places the organism in Eukaryota, Fungi, Basidiomycota, Agaricomycetes, Agaricales, Psathyrellaceae. The coding region runs from base 1 to 4932 and encodes 1643 amino acids.
AUGUCCAAAUCCACCGAGCAUGUCACGAGCACUCUGCAUAGCCAACACAGUACACUAUCAUUAUCGUCGGACAGUUCCAAUGAUGAUUCAAGUUGGAGCCCAGCCACUAUCUCUACCCAACCCACUGUCACAGAACCUAGCCGGACCUUCAUUAGUCCCCCCGCAACGCCCUCUGGUGGUGAUAACAAGGGUGGCACAGGGGCUAACCGAACAUCCCCAGACGCCCACCAGACCGGCCCUGCAUCCACCGUGACCACCGCAAACGCUGUGGCCUCGUUGCCUCUGAACACGAACAAUCCAUCAACAAUAUCGGAUGCGAAAUCAUACACAAGGUCCCCAGACAUUACUACAACUAGCCGAACAGUUGCCCUUCCGCCUGCAUCUGCCCCUUCAUCUGCGCCUUCUGCCUCUUCCACUUCUCGCUCUCCCCCUUCUCCGGUUCUUCUGCGGAUCGACGUUGCUUCCCCCGCCGAAUCUAUCGCACCACCUGCGCCCCCUCCCAAGUCGCCCAGGCACGUCACACACGGACGACCUCUUCCUCUUCCAACUGCGUCAUCUUCGUCCUCCAUGGGUAGUGGCCAGAGCAAACCAUCGCAUCCCCCUGCUGCGACACCCUCGAGCGUCCAGCAACCGCAGCGGUCAGCACCCCAGCAACAGCAACGUCUGCAGAAGCCACACCCGCAGACAGUCCCAGGAUCCCCGACGCAUGCGAUAGGGUCUACGUCCAAGAACACGCCGCCGCCGCAACUCUCUGCACCAAGUCCAUCCCAAACACGCGUUCGUUCACCAUCACCACAACCUUCUCAAACGCUACCGCCGCGAUCACAAACUCUUCACCCGCCCGCCCCGAUCAUCACGAGCACGUCACAGGCACCUUCUUCAGCCUCGAAUGGUCAACCAGACACACCGGUAUCGAUGGCGGGUUCGUUUGGGAGCGGUGCCUCAAAGUUUAUGCGGAAGAUUGCUGGACGAAGAAAGAAAUCGGAGGACGCUACGACGCUGUUUGGGAGGCAAGACGGUUCUCUCUCGCAACGCCCGUCUAAUUCGCAACUUGGCGCGGAUGCUGCUAACAAUGCCUGGGCUAACGUUCCCGGAGGAAUGUCACAUUCACAGAGUCCACCACAGCGGCAAGCGACUGCACCCCCAUCCACGACUUCUAUAUCUGGUCCUCCCAGUGGUGCGAAGAAGCACGUUCCAAGUCCAAUAGGAAUCCCGCCCGUGAAACCUACUGCAGUGGUUGCUUCACCCUCGGCCUUGUCGCCUACACCUGCACUCGGAUCCACCAGUGGAGCAGCGAAUAAUCGGACAUCGCUUAUUACUCUGAGCCCAGGUAUCUCGUCGGCAGUCAACUUCAUGCGAACCUUACCUUCCCCCUCUGAGGAGCAGAGUGAGGCGAAUCCGAUAAAGGAGGAGCACCGGACAGAAGAGACCGUUGCACAGCCAAUCGCAUCCCCAGUUUCGGCCAUUCCCCAGUCGGCGCCAGCGGGGUCUGCAACGCAUCCAGUCUCUUCACCGGAGAAGGAAGUCGAGCGAGAAGGGAAGGCGAGCAACGAGGCGAAAGAGACGUGGAGGAAGAGCGACUCGACGAUAGGCCAUCAUACGAUCCGGCAUAAUUGCAACGCCCGCACCUCUCGCCCAGUGUCCAUGGCGGAGUCGUUCCAAUCGGCGUAUACGAUCGUUCCAAGCGGCGGUCCAGGCUCUAUAGGAGGCGGAAAUAAACGCUGGAGCACGCUAACCGCGGAUAUGGAGUUUGGGGUCAUGGUGGAAGAAGACGGUGAAGAAGUGGACGAAGACCCGCGAGCGCCAAGACAACCAGUACCCACGUCCAGCGCAACCGUGGGGGCUUCCUCUAAGACGUCCUCGCACACGCCCUGUGCCAAACAGCAGAAUCGACGUUCUGUUUCCCUCAAUGUUGGAAUCAUGGGUUCUACGGCGGCGGAAGCUACACCGUCCUAUGUAUAUGCCAGUGGGACAAGCCAUGACGCGGCGCCUUUGUCACACUCGAUCUCGGAAUCUGGGGCGUUGUCAGCUUCCGCAACGAAAACAGCAUAUCAACUCCCGCCCUCAGGUACCACGACAGAAAAUGCUGCUCACCCCGCCAGGGCGUUUCCACAUCAACCGUAUCCUAUAGCCAGCCAACCAGGACAAAGCCACCCGUCCCAAUCGAGAACAUCGGCUGUGGGUGGCUCACGCUCCAGUUCCCUUUAUAACCACGGUCAGCACCAGCCUUCAUCCUCUCCUGGUCACCAAGCCUCGUCGAAUAACCUUCGUGGACGCCUCACUGCUUGGACGGCUGGUCCGACCGGUAAUCCUGGAGCUAGCCAACCUUCGCGUAACUCUACUUUGCCCCCGCCAUCAUCAAUGCCACCUAUGUCCAAUUCCACCCAGUCCCAUGGUCCGCCAGCCACCCGCCCAACGACGAUAAGCAUAACGAACAGUCUUGCUCCCGCAGCGGGUCUUGCGAAGCGAGCUGCAGAGAAGCUUGGUGGUUUUGGCAAGAAGUGGGGCCUUAGCACCUCAUCAUCAGGUUCAGGAUACUCAUCCUCUGCUUCGAGUAGAGACGCUGGAUCGUACUGGUCAUCCCAAUCCCAAGUGGACCAUGGACACGGCGCGCCCCUGGCUCGAACCAAUUCCAACCAAUCGUCUUUGGCGUCGAGCAUGAAGAGCGGGCAUGGCAGUUUGAGCAGUAGCUUUGGGGAGAUCGUGCACCGGGUGCAGUUACCGUCGAGGGACAAGAAGGAUCGUAAAAAGAGGAGGACACCCAACGCCCCGUCCGGAGCCUACAGCAUGACCUCCAGUAUCACCAGCACCAGUACCUCAGAGUCGGAUGUUUUCUUCCCCUCUAAUGCGCCAGUGUUGGGUGUCAUGAUGCGGGGUCCAUUGCAGACACAACAAAGCGGGGCCCCCAUCGGUGGCGUCGUCUUCGGCCGUAGUUUGCAGACUGUUGUCAGUCAAACCCGUGCUGUGUUGUCGAUAUCGAAAGAAAAGGAGCCGGCCAACAGGAUAGAGGGGGAUCGGGAACGUCUGGUGAAGGACCUCGAGCAUAGGAUGUUGCCUGCACUGGUUGUAAGAUGUGCGCAGCAUCUAUUGCUAUGGGGAGUGCAGGAGGAGGGAUUGUUUCGUGUCAGUGGUCGUGCAUCUCAUGUAUUGAAAUUGCGGUCGGAGUUCGACACCGGUGUCGACUAUGACAUGACAAGCUGCAGUCCUGGAGACCUGGAUCCUCACGCUGUGGCAUCGGUAUUCAAGGCGUACCUGCGAGAACUACCAGAGGCAAUUUUGACCCACAGAUUGCAUCCUCUUUUCGAAGCGGCGGUGACCCAGGAAUUGGAGACCUAUCCUCCCACACCCGCUGCCCCCACGAAGAUCACAACCCGAGCACCUGGUCUUCCUUCGAAUCCCAGAUCUGGGAUGAAUGCACCAGCUAUGCGCAAACCCCCGUCACUUUCGACUCUCGCGAUGCCUUCCUUCAAUGGCAUGCCACCGGCUUCCAAGACACUGCUCACCAAGCUCAGAUCUUUAAUUUCUCAACUACCUGUUGAGAAUCGAGAUUUGAUUUAUACCGUGGUUCAAUUGAUCAAGGCAACCUAUCAGGCGAGCAAGGAUACGAAGAUGCCCCUCAGCAACCUGUUGCUUGUGUUCUGUCCAAGUUUGAACAUGAGCCCGCCGCUCUUGAAAGCGCUUUGCGAGUCUCCAGGAAUCUGGGAUCCGAUUCCGGAAGAGGAAGUCAUCGAUAUUCGACGACAGACCAUUGUCAUUAGCGCGCAGAAUAUGGAGUACAACAGUCAGCCUGCGGCAGAGGAUGGCGACGAGGCCGAGAAGCAAAGUUUAUCAAGCCUUCCUUCAGAGCAUCCAUCGGAGUAUUACGCCUCCGUCGAGAGCUCUCUUGUCUUGGACAACCCCGACAAGAGCCAGCGGCCACCAGUACCGACAAUCUACCUCGAUAGCCUGAGUCACUGCUCGUCUUCAUCCUUGUCCUCUACCCAGGAGGUUGAAGUGCCCGCAUCCAUCCCUUCGCCUCCACCUCUGUCGUCCUCCGCGGAAUCCAUCUUGACCCCGACUUCCUCUGGGCACCCAUCCCUCUCUCAUCUUCCACUUGACGCGAAGGGUACCCUUAGUCGGAAAUCCUCGACCAACGACCUUCCCCAAAUCAGGGAAGGUGCUCCCCUCGUCGUUUGUAUUGAAGGCCACCGAAAGCGCUCUGUCCCUGAGCUGGUCACGGAUGAACGUGUGCAGUUCCCGGCUAGUCCCCCCAUUCCGCCCUCGCCGAGUUCGAUUAGGCGUCGAUCACUCGCUCUUCUCUCUCUUCCCGCGUUCCCAUCCUCGACUCCCUCACAAGACCCAACUUCCCCCGACAGUCCUGGCCCUGGUUUGAGGGGCAAGAAGCCGUCACUUCGUCGGUUGUUCACCAAACGCUCGACAGCAUCUCUGAGUUCGAGCUCGAGCUCUGCGAAUCUCAGUGCCAGUGCAAAGGCUCGAAGUUCGGUUCCUCUUCAAUAUUCUCCAGGCUUGGCCACCUACACGCCCCCAACUCCUCGAUCUGCGACUGAUUCGUCCGUAUCAACGCCCCUGUCGGCUGUCACUGCCCCGCAAUCUAGCACGUCUCUACUGCCUCCCGUUUUGGACAUGCAGAUCGAUGCUGGGGAGUCCCUGGCAGUGGACCUUGGCUUCGAGUUGUCGGACAUCCCUUCACCUAGGUUCCCGCUUGGAACGGGUGGGACUGAGACGACGUUCUAUGCAUCGGCCGUCAGUUCUCAGGUAUCGGUUGUGACGGGCGGCUCUUCGGGAGGGGAUGACUCCCGGGGCCCGUAUACAAGGCAGAGGAAUGUGUCCACCGCCUCGUCGAACCAUUUGGGUUUGUUGGACGAGGUCGAUGCGGAAGAAGAUGAUUGGACACGGAGCGUGUUGGCUGCCGCUGGUGCGACCAAGGCAUAAAGGUUCUCUCGCGCCAUACCUCCCUUCUCUCCGAGAGAGAUUUAUAUCUCCGUACUCGCUGGUCGGUUGGAGAUUCCUAUUGGUGCUAAUCGAAAUUCGUCUUCCCCUCGCUCCUUUCGAAUUUCGCAUUUCGCAUUUCUAUUGGACAUUUUUCCUUUCCUCUGCGAUGCAUGCUCCCGUGCAAGACCCCGCAUCAUGUAGAACAGUGCAAUCCCUUUUUUUCUUUUCUUUUUGAUUCGCGCAUGUUUAUUCCGAUACCCUGCAAGUUACAUGUUUCCUCCCUUUUGGUCUAUUGCAGUAGUCGUCACCUCACAUCGCUAUCCUUGCCUCUACUAUUCCUCAAAAUUUUUGGGUUCGUUUGUAUAAUCUUCGGUCAUCAGUUAGAUGGUCGCUCCUUGUGUCACACUCUUCUAUAUCUUCUCCCUAUGAAAAUGU